GUGAAUGUGAAGAAGUGAUAAGUGGAAAAUAUGGCUAAGUCGAAAAGUUGAAUAGGUUUUAUUAUUUACUUCAUUAAUUUUGUUGCCAUUAUAUUUCUAGAUCACUUCGCUUUUUUCAAAAUGACUCACAUUGAAAAACGGCAAACGCGACCAGGAAAAGAGUCUAUACAUUCGGGGCAUUUUAUGGUGUCGCAUUUUGAAGCUGAAGCCCAAGAUGAAUUUGACGAUUUAGCAGUACCUGUACCUGAUGAAGAGCAGAAUGUGCAAAAAGUCGCUGUUGUAGCAACUUACUCGGUAACAGGACCAAAAGAACAGUGUCCACCUACUGACAAAAAGGAGAAUAAACAACAGCUUUCCAUAGAAGUAUCUCUCACAAAGCUAUUCAAAUGUAUGAGUCUUGCUUACAGACAAAAAUUAACAUCACCAAAAUGGAAUCGUUUCAAAGGUAUAAAGCUUCGUUGGAAGGACAAAAUCAGACUCAACAAUGUCAUAUGGAGGUGCUGGCACAUGCAGUUUAUAAAAAAGCAAAAUACCUUGGUAUGUCAGUUUGCUUCGCCGCUGGAUGUUGAUACUCACGUGAAACCGGAGACAACAAUAUUAGAAGGUAAAUAUUGGAAAAGAAGAGCUGAAGCAGUGAUAGCAGAAUAUAAAAAAUGGCGCAUGUUUCACAUAAUGCGGCUGUUCGGCAAGGGAGACACCACUGUGCAGGACACGAUCUCGGAUAUGGACACGGUGGAGUGUUUCUCGCAGUGCAGCGACAUGGCGGGAAACAUGCUCACGGAUGAAGAUUAUCUGAACUUCAUGAGCGACACACUGUUCUCUACUAUUAGUAACCAUCAGCCGUUUGCCUUUCCUGAUUGCAGGGAGAUCGCGAGAGGUGCAAGCUUAGCAGACUUCAUUCAGCCGAGUUUAGGUCCUCUGCAACCAAAUCUAGAGGAUUUUAUGGACACGUUGGAACCACUGCAAGAACUGCUGUGUUCGGCGACUCCGAGAUUGCCACCGGUUCCAGAAGAGAGCACGCUUCCAGCAGAGGACCCUUAUCGUGGCGGUGGGAUGUCCAUGGACUCGUACGAAUCUGGAUAUAUAUCGGUUAACCGAAAUAACUCCGUCACUAUGCCCACAAGUCAAAUGACUAUUCAUGCGGGCUCAAGUAGCAACACUCAGAUGCUAAUUUCGGAGGAGAGUGUGAAAAAUGAACAAAUGCGCGCUUAUAAUGGUGGAAGGAUAUUCGGCCAGGAGAUGCCGAGCAUGAUGCCCGAGAUGGGCGUCUAUUAUGAAGACUCGCAGAUGCCCAAUGUUUACCCAAAACGGAAUCAACCGUCAAAACUCAUUCAGCAACCUGAACCUUAUUAUAAGUACAAUACCGCGGUUCCGCCGUCGCAAACGGCUCCGGAAACGGUGACGUUACUCCAACAGCCGGUGCAGAAUCAGAAGUACGCUUCGUCACUGGGCGCGGGGCGGGGUUACGUGCGGGAUAAGCCCCGCUCUCGUCCCCACUAUACCCCGCACUACCCCGCCUAUAACGCCCCAGCUCCGCCUCCGCCUGCCCCGCCCGCCCCGUUCGAACCCCGCUCGAUUGAGCAACGUCAGACAUCUCCGCAGUUACAGUACUUGCCUCCAACGGACAGUUACAAACCGAAACCACCUCAAAACCAUGCGCGUGCAUUCAAAAUGCCUUCGCCACCACUUGCGCCUGCGCCUGUGCCUGUGCAACAUCAACAGGUAUCGAGCGGUAACACAGGCGGUCAAGAACAGUACAGGUCUCACAGCCUGCCAUUGGGAGCACAUCUCAACGCUGAUUGGACACUAGCACAACACGAGACACAACGACGCGAUCACACGCCUCGGACACGCGAGAGUACUACGAGCGUGCGUAUGCGAUCGCGAUCUACGUCAGGCGGAGUAGGGGUGGGGACAGUGGAGGGAGGGGCGCGCCUACCCCCACCACUCAACAGCGUAGCGUCCGAGCCAAGUCUGCCGCAAGCUAGCGUCAUGCUCGCACAACUGCUGUCUGCGCAGCAUUCUAAAAGUUCGUAUAAGCUGAAUAGUAACACAGAAGAUGGGUUGCUAGGCACUGAUCCAACGAGAUCUCCCAUAAGGAAGGGUCAGCCUUCUCCUAUACCCAGCGAUGUCAUGUCACCACAUCAGUCUUUAUCUCCACCGACGUCACCGGGGUCACCACGCGCCGGUUCACCGCGUGAACCGCGUCGUACACACUUGCACGCUGAACAAAAGCGACGUUACAACAUCAAGAACGGGUUCGAUACUUUGCAGGCGCUAAUACCACACCACAACACGAACCCUGCAGCUAAGAUUAGCAAAGCAGCCAUGCUACAGAAGGGAGCUGAAUAUAUAAAACAGUUGAAAGCUGAAAGAAAUCAAAUAACAGAAGAAAUGGAAAGUUUAAAACAACAAACUGAUAGUUUAAAUAAUUCUAUUGCCAACUGUCAUUCGUUGUUACCGGCGACGGGCGCUCCGGUGUCUCGGGCUCGCGCCGGCCGCCUCCGUGAGAUGUUCGCACGUCACGUCGCCAAUAGAACAAUGCACAACUGGAAGUAUUGGCUCUUUAGCGUUGUGGCUGCAGCGCUAGUGGAUUCAUUCAGCUCCUGUGUAUCAUGUGGCAGCGGUGCUGAUCUAGUACGAACCACAUUGCUAUGGGCAGAACAACACUGCUCGCUGGUAGAGAUGCGACCAGCUGUGUUAAACUCUCUCCGCGUAUUGUGUACCACUACGGAUAUACUCACGAACCCGGAGAGGUUACCUGAAGAGGCGCGCCACGCUGUCGCCGCUAGUGCUGGUAUCAAAUCCGAGCCCACAUAA
This is a messenger RNA of Diatraea saccharalis (sugarcane borer), 2820 nucleotides long. The record is from the annotation of a GenBank genome assembly. Lineage: Eukaryota; Metazoa; Arthropoda; Insecta; Lepidoptera; Crambidae.